ACAAACACGAGCGAAACAGAAAGUGAUGCGCGCGCGGCUCUUCGGGGAAGGAAGCGCGUGUCAGCGAGAGUCCGGGAACAGAGGGAGGGGGCAGACGGAGAGGAGAGUGGAGGGGAGGGUGAGACCGGAGAGCAGCCGCAUUUCUGCGCGCCAGAGGAGCAGGACGCACGAGAUCACCGCGCGCACAGGUGCGUUUGCUGCAGGCGAUCCUCUCUGGUCGGAGUCAUGGAGUGCUUCAAAAACUGCUGCAAGAACUUCCUGCAAAAGAACGAGAAGGAGGAGCGUGAAACCCAAGUCAUCGCCAUGAAGAUGCCUCAGAACAAGACGGAGGACGAAAAGAGGAGGGCGGACACAGACGACUACCUGCUGUCCAAGAUGCCCCCCAAUGGCAGAGAGGUGCCCUUUGUCGUGCCAACAUUGGUCCAACCCAGAGUGAAGCCCCCCAGUCCUGCCUCACAGCCCACGCAUCACCCUUCUGUGAGGGACAUCUACACGCAGAGGAAGGCGGAGCUGAGGGGCUCCACCUACUUCAGCUACAGUCCAGAGGGGCUCUUCCAUCAUGGAGACACGUCGCCGUACGCCUCACCCGGCUCCGCCCGCCGGGACACGAUAAAGAGCCUCAGUCCCCGCCCCCACAGCCCAGGUCGGAGCCUGAAGCCCGGAAACCCGGAGCGCCUGAGCAGCUCCAUGCUGGACCUGUCCAGCUUUCGGAGUCCCAGGCAGAGUUUGGGCUCCAGCCCCUUCAGCAGCACGUCGUCCAUGAUCAGCUCCGUGGAAAGCAGCACGGAAUCCAUCUCUGUGUUCGGGGACGAGCAGCAGUUAGGAAAGGUUUGUGUCCAGCUGAGCUACCGGGAGGACCUGGAGCAGGUGUGGAUCACCCUGAUUCAGUGUUUAGAUCUCAACCUUGACGCAGACGGAGCAGAAGAGCAAAAGGUCGGAUUCAAAGGCUUCAUCACCGUCCCCAAACCCAUCCAGUUCAAGAGCUGCAUUAGAGACUACAGUCAGGACGUGAGCUUCAUGCAGAGCUUCGUGUUUGCGCUGCGUCUGGAGCAGCUGCGCAGCUGCGCGCUGGUGCUGCGGCUGCAGGUGCACGCCCCCCGGAAGCGGACGGUGGCGGAGAGCGUCCUGUCGCUGCGGCGGCUCGGUCCCAAGGAGUCCGAGUACUGGCUGGACCUCAACCCCCCCUCCAAGUCCCCCGCCUGCCACUCGGAGCUGCACCUCAGCACCUGCUUCCAGCCGGUCAACGGCCGCGUCCAGCUGCAGGUGCUGGCGGCCCAAAGCCUCCCUCCGACCUCCUCGCCGCUUUCCCUCCGGUUCUUCGUCACGGCGGAGAUGCAGCAGGCGGGGAGGAAGGACACCAGGAAGAAGUGCCGGGCGGUGAAGGCGUUGGAGGGCCAGUGUCGGUGGGGGGAGACGUUCCACUUCCUGCUGGCCUCCUUGGAGGAGCCGUGCUCGCUGUCGGUCAGACUCUACAGUUACAGCUCAGUGAGGCGGAAAUGCUGCCUCGGACAGGUCCUGCUGGGGUUCGAUAGCCCGGUCCCCGAGGCUGUGGAGCAGUGGACGGACACGAUGACCCACCCGGAGAAGGUGGUGACGGCUUGGCUCCGGCUAAGCCCCCCCUAAAGCUGCUGGUUGUCUCCUCAGUCACGAAGACACGGUGGGAGUCCCGGGAGCCGGCUCAGGCAUCCGCUGACCGCCGCUAAAAUGAAGGAUUUGAACAAAAGCCUGGUUUUGGGAAGAGUCUGAAGGUCAGCUCGUGUUUCUGAGAAGAGACCACAGAGGAACUGUACUGUCAUAAAAAGUUAGUUCUGCAUAAAUGUGAGUGAAUGGAAGCAGGUUGUUGGUUUGCACAAAUCCAUGAGGGAUCUCAUUAAACGUCACUUUGAGCGAAAGUCCGGUCUGUGCGCACAAAUUUCCACAGGCAGGAUCUGGAUUAAAUGCUACGUCUCUGUUUGUCUAGAAACUAGAUUCAACUCUACGUCUGAAAUGUUAGUUUUGUUUUAUUCUGACAGUCCUGAUUGUGGACAGCUGUAGUUCAACUGAUGCUACGUUUUUACCAAACUAGAAUAAAACCCAUUAAAGUCUGUUUUUAUGACUCAUUCUACAUAAAGUCACAACAUUCUGUUGCUGGAUUUUACAGCAGCUCAGGGUCUAAAACUUUCAACGCUAAAAGAGCCGCUUGGUCCAUUUUUUACUGACUAAAACCCAAAUGCCACAAAGUCACGCCUUAACCUUUUAGAAAAUUACAUUUAUUUAUAAAAACGUAGCUUCUGAAUGUUUACAAUAUUUAUAUUAAAACUGCAUCUUAUUUUUCUAUUUAUACUAAAUUGUUCUUGUGUUUAACAGCAUCAUGUUCCUUUCAAAAUAAAGUACAUCCUGUGUCAGUUAAGCUCCUCCUACUGCAGCUGAUUCACUUUAAAUAAAAAUGUAUGAAAACUAA
Molecule: messenger RNA, 2440 nt
Organism: Oryzias latipes (Japanese medaka)
Lineage: Eukaryota; Metazoa; Chordata; Actinopteri; Beloniformes; Adrianichthyidae
Source: RefSeq, a predicted model, not a curated record